AUGAACUACACCGAGAUGGAGGCCAAAAAAGGUAGUGUGAUAGAGUCCAGAGGAUUAAUUAAGCGCUCUCUUAAAAGUCAGCAUUUCAAUGAGAUUAUGCCAACAAUAUAUAAACGGUUCACAGAGAAGGAAGCUAGACAGUGGCGUCAAAUUUACAAGGCUCUCCAAUUGCUUGAAUAUCUUGUUAAGCAUGGAUCUGAGAGAGUAGUAGAUGAUGCACGGGCUCACUUGAGUACUAUUAAAAUGAUGCGGAAUUUUGCAUAUAUUGAUGAAAAGGGAAAAGAUCAAGGAAUCAAUGUUCGAAAUAGAGCAAGAGAGCUUGCAGAACUUCUGAGCGACGUAGAUAAAAUUAGACAGGAAAGGAAAAAAGCGAGGGCCAAUAGAACUAAGUACACGGGUGUCAGUUCUGAUACUGUCGAAUAUGGCAGAUCACGAUAUGGUGGAUUUAGUAGUGACACAUAUUCAUAUAGUAACGAACGCACCAGAUAUGAUGAUCCAGAAACGCAAUGGCAAAGUGAUUAUCGAUCUGGUUCUCCAGCGGACGAGAUAUCACCCGGUGAGGAUACUACGCGUUCCGACCAAAGUUCAACGAAGAAGUCAACAGAACUGUCACCGGUCAAUUCGGAAAUAAAAAGCGAAGUUAAUCUGUUUGACUUUGGUGAAACGCCGAGCUUUAACACCAAUCCAGCACCACUUACGAACGAUUUUGGGAUAUUGCAGUCAGCAACUGCUGAUGAUGACUUUCAAGACUUUCAGAGUGCACCAUCGCUUGCCCCUCCUUCACAGAGAUCUUCCGUCAUACAGCAACCUUCUUCAGGUUUAAUCGGACUCCAGAUCAACCCUAUUUCACAAGUAUCACCCAUCACCAAUAGCAGUACCAUCGUGAAUAAACCAGGAGUUAAUAACAGUAACUUGUUUGACGAUUUGCUUGGGCCUUCGCCAGCUGUUGCGUCUAAAAGUACGACUUUACCUAUUGUACCGAACUCGACAAAUCCAUCAACCACACUUCUUAAUCCUUCAAAGAUUAAUUCUCCAACAACACCACCCAAACAAAAUUCCUCUAGCUCCAAAACAGCUUUUCCCGCCCUAAAAUCGGAUGACAUUUGGGCACAAGCAUCAAACCUGGUUAGUUUGGACUCUUUGGGAAAAGAGAAGAACACAAAGCAGCCCAUGAAGCCAUCAAUGAAUUCUCUUGCACAAGCUGAAUCUGCAUCCUGGGCGGUUAAAGGUACUUGGACGGGUGCGCAACAGAAUCCAAGUGGAGGUCAAAAGUCGCAAGAUCCAUUCGAUCUGCUAUUGUAG
This is a messenger RNA of Acaulospora colombiana, 1302 nucleotides long. The record is from the annotation of a GenBank genome assembly. NCBI's taxonomy places the organism in Eukaryota, Fungi, Glomeromycota, Glomeromycetes, Diversisporales, Acaulosporaceae.